UCUAUCAGUAAUCAGAAUUAUCAGAUAUAUGGAACGAGGUAAGGGAACAAAGAUGCACCCCGUGAUGCAAACCGGGAAGAGCGCCAUGGCGGCCACAAAGGAGAAGGUGGGCAACGUCGCCGCCUCCGCCAAGGCUGGCAUGGAGAAGACCAAGGCCGCGGCCGAGGAAAAGAUAGAGAAGAUGAAGACUCGCGACCCGGCGCAGAAGGGGGCGGCGGAGCAGCUGAAGGAGGAGAGGAUCGAGGAGGCGGAGGUCGAGAAGCAAGCUUCCAAGGAGGAGAACGCGGCUGUCAGGGACCAGAUCCGCGCCUCUGCCGCCGGCACCGUCGCCGGCUAUCCCAGCGGACAGACCGGGGUGGUGAUCAGGCACCACCACUCCUAAGCCUGGCCCGACCGGGCUCCGGUGCGGCCGCGGUGGGCUUUGUUCCCUGGCUCACCAACAAUCUGUUUGUUUGGUUUCUCUUCAUCUCGGUCUUACUUCGUGUGUGCCUGUACAUGUUUUAGGAUAAAUAAUUGAGUAACUUGUCUUGGCCGCUGUUUUUUAAGCAAGUCAUGGAUUAUAAAUUGCAUCUGCCUAGAGUUAUGCGAAGUAAUCACAUUUAUGUUUUGUAAUAUAUAAAUAAGAGUCUUUGGUU
This is a messenger RNA of Phoenix dactylifera (date palm), 635 nucleotides long. Its product is annotated as late embryogenesis abundant protein 46-like. The record is from RefSeq and is a predicted model, not a curated record. NCBI's taxonomy places the organism in Eukaryota, Viridiplantae, Streptophyta, Magnoliopsida, Arecales, Arecaceae. Gene Ontology annotation, biological process: embryo development ending in seed dormancy.